GGGCAGCUCCUGCCUGAACUGACGUUGUGUCUCCCCGCAGAGUACAGCCGCUUCGAGUCAAAGAUCCACGACUUGAGAGAGCAGAUGAUGAACAGCAGCAUGAGCUCCGGCUCUGGCUCGCUCCGGACAAGCGAGAAGAGAUCUCUCUACGUCCGAGCCCUGUUUGACUAUGACAGGACCCGGGACAGUUGCUUGCCCAGCCAGGGGCUCAGCUUCUCCUACGGGGACAUUCUCCAUGUCAUCAACGCCUCUGAUGAUGAGUGGUGGCAAGCCAGGCUUGUGACGCCCCAUGGCGAGAGCGAGCAGAUUGGAGUCAUCCCCAGCAAGAAAAGGGUGGAAAAGAAGGAGAGAGCGCGGUUGAAAACAGUGAAGUUCCACGCCAGGACUGGCAUGAUAGAGUCCAACAGGUCGAUCAAAACGAAACGUAAAAAGAGUUUCCGCCUCUCUCGAAAGUUUCCAUUUUACAAGAGCAAAGAGAACCUGGCCCAGGAGAGCAGCGGACAGGAACGUAAGCUCAACGGGCCUGGCCUCAGCAGUCUGGCCUUGGCAGAGGCUGAGCUGUGGGACCGUCACGGCAGGGGCUGGCUUGUGGCCAGAAGCAACGGCAGGGUCAGCUUCCCUGAGUGCAAAUUUGGUCUCAGGUUGUGGCUUUUGUUUGCAGUUCACUAUGCGAGACCAGUGAUCAUCCUGGGGCCAACGAAGGACCGGAUUAACGAUGACCUCAUCUCUGAGUUUCCACAUAAGUUUGGUUCCUGCGUGCCGCACACUACCAGGCCUCGGCGUGAGAACGAGGUGGACGGACAAGACUACCACUUCGUCGUAUCCCGGGAACAGAUGGAGAAGGAUAUUCAGGACAAUAAGUUCAUAGAGGCCGGGCAGUUCAAUGACAAUCUUUACGGGACCAGCAUUCAGUCAGUGCGGGCAGUGGCAGAGAGGGGGAAGCACUGCAUCCUGGAUGUAUCUGGCAAUGCUAUCAAGAGGUUGCAACAAGCACAACUUUAUCCCAUUGCCAUUUUCAUCAAACCAAAAUCCAUUGAAGCGCUCAUGGAGAUGAACCGGAGACAGACAUACGAACAGGCCAACAAGGUCUUCGACAAAGCCAUGAAACUCGAGCAAGAGUUUGGAGAGUAUUUUACAGCCAUCGUACAAGGAGACUCUCUCGAAGAGAUCUACAGCAAAAUCAAACAGAUCAUUGAGGACCAGUCCGGGCACUACAUCUGGGUCCCGUCCCCUGAGAAACUCUGAAGAUGUCCCUCAUCUGCUUCCCUAUGAGCAGAAGAUCUCUGAAGUCCCACCCCACCCAAGCCCUCUGCCCCAAGGGGGGGGAUGUGAAAACUAUUCCUGCCCCUUUUUUAGAUCGUCGCAAAAUUGAGUUUUCUAGUCCUGUUUCUUUUGUUGGGAUGAACUGAGCUCAUUCAUCACGUGACUGUUCCCACCAUUCCUGCAUGGACCUUCCCAUUGCUCCAUUAGAGACAGAUGAGAACCCAUUCAAGAGUCGUUUUUUAUUAUUAUUAUUAUUAUUAUUAUUAACUAAACCAAGAAUCAAGAUGGGAGGCAGCAGCUAAGGACUAAUGUAAGAAACAAGUGACACAGCGGACUCUGAGAACACGAGCCAGCAGCAGAGCUCCAGGGGCAUUUUUCCAAGCGUGACUGUCUAGCAGCUCUGAACAGCGCAACAGAAAGGCAGCAGAAAGCAUUUUAUUUAUCUGUAUAUGUAAUUUAUAUAUAAUAGAGAGAUA
Molecule: messenger RNA, 1739 nt
Organism: Struthio camelus australis
Lineage: Eukaryota; Metazoa; Chordata; Aves; Struthioniformes; Struthionidae
Source: RefSeq, a predicted model, not a curated record